GCUGUGGCGCUGUGGCCCGCGAAGCUUGUCGUGUAAACACGCCGUCGCCGCUGCCCCCGGCGCCGAGGCUGCCCCAGACGCAAGAAUCGACCAAGGCACCCCACCACAGCACGCCAACAGCGCCGCGGCGGGAGCACGUUACCAAUAUCCAAGCGCAAAGCGCCUAGCGCCAAAGCGCCCCACCGAACGCCAGGAUGCCGGGACCAACAAAAGCCUGGGACAACUCGUUUGCGUACGGUGCGGGCCGCGACCCGAAACCGUACAAGAGCGUCCACGUCGGCACGGGCGGCGAGAACGCCAAGUCCGACGCGUGGUUGCAAAAGUCGAUGUCUAAUCUAGAGAAGACAGGUGGGAGUGCGUACAGAAACAACAUGUCCGAGAAGGACCGCGAGAAGCUGCUGUCGAGGAUGGCCGCCGCUGGCAGGGAGUACAACCGGGGCCACAUCACGGAGGCGGCCUAUGGCAGGUACGUUACUCAGCUCUUGAAGGGUAAUAAACGACAACAAUUGAAAGACAUUCACAACUCGAGGAGGCCCUCCAGUUCGCCGUCGUUAGGUCGCCGAGCGCCCGUCGCCGAGGGCCGCAUGGAGCGGCCCCAGCUCGCUGAUUCUCUACCGAGAAGAACGAUCCGAGGCCUGGACACGUCCUAUGAACAAAAAGUGCGGGCUCGCUCGGCUCGGCAGCGGACCCGAGCCCUAGCCUGGAUGGAGAAGGUCGCGAAAGAUGAUCAAGAUGUAGAUGAUGAGCUGGAUGAUGCGCUGCCGCUCCGAGAAGGCGCCGAGGAUCGAUCCGAGCGCGAGGUUACUGUGAGUAAGGCGCCGCGUAGUACGACGUCUGCGGCUCUGAAGGAGGCUCUCGAAGGGCAGUUCGGUCGGGUGAAUCGCGUCGAUCCCAACGGACGGGGGCAGUUCCUAGUACGCUUCAAGUCAGCAGGUGAUGCGCGACGGUGCGCGAAGGCUGGGAGGUGCUUGCUCAAGACGCGCGUGUUGGCGAUCAUCCCGCGGGACGGCGAUGUCCAGGGCGUGAAGAAGAUCUGUAGCAAGUUCGGACGCGUUUUGAGUUGCUUGGAAGUGAUCGACAACGGCAAUAGGGGAGCCGUGGUCACGUUCGAAACAGCAGGUGCAGCUUCAAGGGCCGUGGGCGAGCACCCGAUCACGGCGCCGAACGAACUUGAUAUAAGUGGCAUCCCCGCCGGCUCAACCGCGGAGCACGUGUCCUCGGCUCUAGGCGGCAAGCGAGACGUAGUACGUUGCUCGUUAGAUCCGGACGACCGCUCCAAGGCCAUUGCGGUGAUUGUGAACCCGACGAUCGCGUCGCGACUUGUGGGGAAGAAGCUCGAGAUUGGCACCGUGUCCCGAGGCGGUUCGGCUUCUGCGCUAGAAAGAGCCCAGUUCCAAGCCAGCAACGGAAGAAAUAGGGGCCCCUGGGGCUCGUGCCUCGUGUCGAAACCCUACGCGGACAACGCGAACCACAGCUAUGGGUGGGACCGAGGGCCCACCAAGUGGGACGAGUUCAAAAAAAGAGCUGCUGGUACUUAUGAUAGCAAGGCCGGCCAGAAGCUGCCGGGCAAGGCCCGGGCCUACACGACGACGAAGCACUACCUGUCUGCUGCGCUGCGCAAGACGACCCUGGAAAUCGGCUCGCACGACGUCGAGCUGAUCGUGUCUUCGAACUAAGCCUCCCCCCUCCGAGUAAU
Pelagomonas calceolata is the source of this 1696-nucleotide messenger RNA. The record is from the annotation of a GenBank genome assembly. NCBI's taxonomy places the organism in Eukaryota, Pelagophyceae, Pelagomonadales, Pelagomonadaceae.